AUGCAUCUUUAGACCUAAGUCCCGAACGAAAAUCUCGCUGGCCAUUGCCCCGAGAUCGUGGGGUUAUAUGCUAAUCGUACGUGCCAAGGUCGAUAGCGUCACAGGCAAGCGUGGAAAGAUUAUCUAGCAGGAGUUGGAGAUCGUGGAAUUGGCCGUGGCGUAUGAAAUUGCCUAUACGUUCUUCCCGAUUCCGUAUACUACUCUUCGCCCAAGAAGACUUGUCGAGUAUACACCACGACGAAUAGAAGCCUCCCAUCACAUGCCAAAAGCUACCUACCCCGCUACAGAACGCAUAGAACCCUGAAAUCUAGCCAGGAACGGAGCAUAGCAUCGACACCGUCGCCCUGCAUUGUCACACCUCGUCCAAGUUCUCAAACGACGACGACAUCAAUCCCGGCUCUAGCCUCGACCGAGCAAACCUCACCUUCUAAUUGCUCCUACCGACCUUGAAGUCUCGACUAUUGACCUAGGCAAUAAACAUUGGACACAGUAUACUAUAAACCAAACACCAUACAACAGAGACAUACCAAACAGCAUACGCAGGAAGAAGGGAAAGAAGACGCCGCACACCAAAAAACAACACAGAAAACAAAAAAUGCCAGCGACAAACCUCCUAGAAGGCAAAACCGCCAUCAUAACCGGCGGCACCACCGGCAUCGGCCGCGCCAUCGCCCUCGAGUACAUCCGGCAAGGCUGCAACGUCGUAGUGAAUCACCUCGGCCGCGACAACGACGCGCCGCACCUCGAGUCCCUCAUCGCCGAAGCCGCGUCGCUAAAAGCCACCUUUUCCAGCACCACCACUCCUCCCCCGGGCCUAACGAUCGGCACCCUCGAGCACCUCGCGGGCGACGUAUCGGACCCUAGCACGGGCCCGGCCCUCGUCGCCCACGCCGUCGCGCGUUUCGGACGCCUCGACAUAUGCGUGAGCAACGCGGGGAUAUGCCAGUUCGCCGAGUUCCUGACGCUGUCAGGGGACCUGUUCUCCAGGACCGUGCGCACGAACCUCGACGGCGCAUUCUACGUCGUCCAAGCCGCGGCGCGACAAAUGGCUUCGCAGGAGCCCUUCUCCCCCUCCAGCACAUCCUCCCCAUUCAGCACCCCCUUCCCCUCAUCCUACUCAGCACAAGUCCACCGCGGCUCCAUAAUAGCGCUAUCCAGCAUAUCCGCCCUCGUAGGCGGCGGCCAGCAAACGCACUACACGCCGACGAAAGCGGGCGUGCUAUCGCUCAUGCAGAGCUGCGCCGUGGCCCUCGGCCGCCACGGCAUCCGCUGCAACGCGCUGCUGCCCGGAACCAUCCGCACGCAGCUCAACGACGAGGACCUCGCCGACGCGGGCAAGCGCGCGUACAUGGAGGGCCGCAUACCGCUCGGCCGCACGGGGGACCCGCGAGAUAUGGCGGGUCCCGCCGUCUUCCUCGCCUGCGACGAGCUGAGCGGGUAUGUUACGGGGGCGCAGUUGCUGGUUGAUGGGGGGUUGUUUGUGAAUCUGCAGUGAUUGUUGUUUUUUUCCCCGGGAAGGGGAAAGGGGGAAGUUUGUUUGCCGGCCU
Molecule: messenger RNA, 1547 nt
Organism: Annulohypoxylon truncatum
Lineage: Eukaryota; Fungi; Ascomycota; Sordariomycetes; Xylariales; Hypoxylaceae
Product: 3-oxoacyl-reductase
Exons: 2
Coding region: 596-1495 (299 amino acids)
Molecular function (GO): oxidoreductase activity, acting on the CH-OH group of donors, NAD or NADP as acceptor
Source: RefSeq, a predicted model, not a curated record